This is a messenger RNA of Ochotona curzoniae (black-lipped pika), 1644 nucleotides long. RefSeq names its product spermatogenesis and centriole associated 1 (gene SPATC1). The record is from RefSeq and is a predicted model, not a curated record. Bases 1 to 1644 code for a protein of 547 amino acids. The transcript has 6 exons. Lineage: Eukaryota; Metazoa; Chordata; Mammalia; Lagomorpha; Ochotonidae.
AUGUCUCUACUCACCAAUUACGAGGGGCUGCGGCAUCAGAUAGAGAGGCUUGUGCGGGAGAAUGAGGAGCUCAAGAAGCUGGUGCGGCUCAUCCGGGAGAACCACGAGCUCAGAUCGGCCCUCAAGACCCAGGCUGGCGGCCUCGGCCUCAGCGGCUUCCCCAGCGGCCUCGGGGAGGCGGUGGCAGGCUCUGCGCCCCGCCAGGGCAACAAUGUCUUCCUGCCCACGGCCACAGCGACAGCCAAGGAACCCACGCUGGAGGAGAUGGGGAUCACGCCCCUGACGCCCCUGGCCGACAUGCUGGGAAGCCCACAGCCUGGAAUGAGCCCCCUGGGCACCCUGCUGCCCGGCCCCACCCCAGCGAUGCAGAGCAGCCCCAUCUCUGGCCUCCUGAGUGGGCCGGUGGCCGUGCCCUCCAUGGGCACGCUGACCGGCUCUUUGGGCAUGCUCUCCACCGGCUCGCUGACUCCCAGCAGCCCCCUGGCUGGCCCACUGGCCGUGUCGCAGAGUAGCCCUCUGAUGGCAUCCAUGGGGGGCCCCGUGGCCCUCUCGCUGAGCAGUCCCCUGCUCAGCUCCACAGCUGCCCCCAUAGGUGUCCCUCAGAACCUUCUGGCCAGCCCCAUGGGCAACCUGGUGCUGUCGGAGGCCCCCAGGGUGCGGGUGGCAGAACCGCUGCGCUCCUCGGGGCCCCAGGCCUCGGCCAUCCCUGCGCCCGUGCCCACUCCCAAACACCCCUCCUCUCCAGAGCACGCCCGGAUGUCCCAGGAUCCAGAGCCCCCCGGCGUGAUGUUCGCGGAUGCCCCCCUCCAGUCCUCCACCCCCGCAGGCGCCGCGGCCUUUGCGCAUGGCACCUCAGACCGGGCCCAGCCCGGGGCCCCCCAGGCACAGGCGGUCCCCGCCGCUUCUGCCCCGCAGUCCCCCCCGGGCUACGGCUCCGCCAGCGCCGCGCCCUCCCAGCCCCCCAGCCACCCGCAGGCCUCGCCCGGCCCCCACUCAACCCCACGCAACUCGCAGCCCUCCCCGCCGCGCACCGUGUCCUCCCCGGCCUCGGUCAGCGACACCCGGGGCUCGCGCUCCUCGGAGGCGUCCCGCAAGAGUGUGCUGGAGCUGGAUCGGAAGACGACCCACCGCAAGAGCAGCAAGUUCCCGGAGAGCUCCCGAGACGCGCCCCGAGAGUCCAAGCAGCUGGCCUGGGAGAGGCUGGUGGGCGAGAUCGCCUUCCAGCUGGACCGUAGGAUCCUGUCCAGCAUCUUUCCGGAGCGCGUGCGCCUCUACGGCUUCACCGUCUCCAACAUCCCGGAGAAAAUCAUCCAGGCCUCACUGAACCCCACCGACCACAAGCUGGAUGAGGAGUUGUGCCAGACGCUCACUCAGCGCUACGUGAGCAUCAUGAACCGGCUGCAGAGCCUGGGCUACAACGGGCGGGUGCACCCGGCGCUCACGGAGCAGCUGGUCAAUGCCUACGGCAUCCUGCGGGAGCGGCCCGAGCUGGCCGCCUCCGAGGGCGGCUCCUACACCGUGGACUUCCUGCAGCGGGUGCUGGUGGAGACGGUGCACCCCAGCAUGCUCACGGACGCUCUGCUGCUGCUGUCGUGCCUCAACCAGCUGGCACAUGACGACGGCAAGCCAAUGUUCAUCUGGUGA